Messenger RNA from Penicillium cosmopolitanum, 609 nucleotides. RefSeq lists its product as uncharacterized. The coding region runs from base 1 to 609 and encodes 202 amino acids. The transcript is spliced from 2 exons. Lineage: Eukaryota; Fungi; Ascomycota; Eurotiomycetes; Eurotiales; Aspergillaceae. The record is from RefSeq and is a predicted model, not a curated record.
AUGUCUGACCCUGUUGCCAGCCGGAGGCUCCAGUUUUAUCUGAUCCCGAAACAAGCCCCCCCGCGGCCGAAUCCCACCGGGCCUAAGCCGGGGACCCCGGUUGUAUCUGACCCCGAAAAAGCCCCAUCGCGGCCGGGUCCUACCCAACCAAUCACUGCGCCUCCAAAGCCGCCUGCGAUUGCACCUUUCAAUCCAUUUACUUCACCCAAUUCUCCCGUGAAGUCUCCUUCUGUCACUCCUGCUGCUUCUGCUCCUGCUCCUGCUCGACCCGUUUCCGCUCGCCGCCCAACAGUCGAGUCUGCUGUCCCAAGCAAACCCGCAGCUGAUAUUCCCACUCCGUCUAUUAGCAUUCCCUCCGAGUCUCGUCCCGUUGGCGGGCGCCGCGGCAAGUCGGACGAUGACACCAACGGCGCCACUCGAGGCGGCGCGCUCGUUCACGGUGGAGAGGGUACCAUCUCCAGCGCCGGCCUUCAGAUGCCCGGCAAGUUGCUUAAUGAUCCAGAUGAGAAGGGCGCUUUGAAGAUCAAGGUUCACCUCAACCUUCAUGCCAAGGUUCGUCUUGACUUGGACGCUCAAAUCUAUGGCGAUGUUGUUAUCGGACUUCUGUGA